Molecule: messenger RNA, 1230 nt
Organism: Schizophyllum commune H4-8
Lineage: Eukaryota; Fungi; Basidiomycota; Agaricomycetes; Agaricales; Schizophyllaceae
Exons: 2
Coding region: 356-985 (209 amino acids)
Source: RefSeq, a predicted model, not a curated record
ACUGUUGUCGUCUGACGCUCAGUCAACGCGCAUGGACAACGCGCCGCCGCCAGAGUCACUUGCUCUUCGUCUUUCACCCUGCCGAAGCUACUUCGUCGUCCCCUCACAAGUUGCCAUUGAGUGCUUUCCUGCCCAAGCGGAAGGUCCCUUGCUAUCUUUGAGGCCAUUGCCCAAGUUCGACAGUGGCAGAAGCGGGUGAAUUUGCCACUCAUAUAGUACACUGAACAAGGUAAGUAUAGCUUCUCCAAUUAUGUGCUAUGAUCCCGCCACAGCUCAGAAAUGAGGCAGAUCAUGACUCAUGAGCUUCGAGCCACUCGUUUGGCCUUCAAACGCUUACUUGCUUUGUUCUGAUUAGAUGACCGAACCACGCCGCUGGAACAUCAGCAUAGAAGGUCAAGAGGAGAGGCCGUUUCGGGUCCCAAAUCCGUCUGAAUAUCAUUAUACGCCUCCCGCCCCCAAAGCCAACGGGGACAUUCGACUACCUGAUAAUGCGUGGUUUUCCUUCCUCAAAGUCUUCACGGCGCAUUGCAAUGAGGACUACCCAGCGAUGAAUCGAUCAACUCUGGUCAAGUCUGCCGCGGCCGUGUGGCAGCGACUCGAUAUAACGGAGAAAGCCGAGUGGUCGGAGCUCGCGUCGAGAAAUCAGGAAUCUCAUAAGCUCGCCUUCCCUGGCUGGAAGUGGCAGCCCAACAAGAGGAAGCGCAAGGAGGAGACUCCUGGCGUGCGCGAGAUUCACUAUCCCCCGAGAGAAGAUGAGGCCGCGGCUCCCGCUGCGCACGGCCCAAGCGAAAUCGCAGCCAGCUCGCCUCCCAGUAAAUUUCCUUCGCAGUCUCCAGCCGCGACGCCACCCGCUCCCGCGUCUAGUUCAGAGCACUGGGAGGACGAGAUAGCAUCGGCGUCGCGCAAGCUGAAGAUGAUUCCGGAACCUCCCUGGGCCAGUGCGUCUGCCACAUCUACUUCUGCGAGCAAAGAAGCAGAGGACUGACAUGUCCAUAUCCUCCCGCGUCGUUGUGGCGAUUCGUUUCUGGCAUGUCCCCAUCUUAUGCGUUUCUUCAUAUACGGCCGAAAAUAUUCAUGACUCUAUACUGCCUACAUUGCAUCAUAAUACAUUCGUGAUCUACAUUCCUGAGGCACGGAAGACUAGUCAUACAAUCAACAACGGAUCUUCAGAAAGGAUGAAUGAAACAGAGAGUGAUCUGGGCGAAAUACCAGAAGACGGUCAAGUGGCUG